CACGGAUUUAUAGAGAWUGGCAUCAUUUUGAAKARUARAAAAUGGWGGUUGUCAGACAUUUGUUUACAAACUUUAUUUAUAUGAACAUAGUUUCACGAUCAUAUAAAUGGAUUUAAUUUAAUUUCURCAAACUCCAGACUCUCGUUGAUUAGGUACUAAACAAGCUUUUAAUUUUAUAAAGGCGACUGCGUUAAGUAGCAAGCCCAUUCUGAAAGCGUUCCAUCUUAGCACCUUAUACCAUUAGCACCGCUAUCUUUCAAUGAAURCUUCAAACCGUGAAUCAUUAAAAUGACUUCRUYUUGGAUUCCUUUUUUUCGAGAGUAUACACUUUACUUUGUCAUUAUUUAUUGUUGAUUUGCAAUUUGUAUGUUUUGAAAACGUAAUCAUCACGCGAAAAAGUAGCUUAGUUUCCGCAGGAAGAGGUCACGAUGUUGCCUGGUGGUCUGGCUACCAGUUGAAUGUACCACUAGUUAGAAGAUAUAAACACAUUGCCCUAUGGCCAUUAGAGACAAGUAAAGCACCUUGCAACUACAUGAAUAAAUCAUUACCUUACCCUUUGUCUUCACAAAUCACGUCUUUUUCUCUUCAUGGACUUUAAUAUAUUUGGAAAAAUUAUUGUUUACCAGCAACCAUUGGUUUGAUUAGCUGAGGAAGUCGUUAAAAAACAAAAAAAGAAGAUAAUUGCAGUGACUGGGCUGUGCCCCAUGGUUGUCGAUCGGUUGGUCUUUUUGCGGGAACUCGACUGUGCAACACAUCAAUCAGACUCUACAAAAAAUCAAUAAGUUACUGCUUCAAAGUUACUCGCGGGCAGUAAACUCAUUCCUACUGAAAAGCUGGAAUAUCAAUGAAGAAUCGAUCRAACGUUCGAAGUGAUUCAUAAGAAGAGUCGAUCWAACGUUCGAAGUGAUCUAUGUGACGAAUCGAUCAAACGUUCCAAAGMRUAGAAUCAUCUGGUUGGUGUAGCGUAAAGACAUCGUAUCAAGUUCAUUGUUUGUUGCUGUGUUCAGGAAGAAUUGAAAGAUAAUGGUUGUGCCUUUAGUAGCUUUAUAAUGGUGGGCUUUGCUGUUUUAUUGCACUCAAAAUUGAUAUGUUCCAUGUUGAUUCUAUAGCCSUUCGACAUAACUUACAGYUUGACUAGCUCGAUUAUGCACUGUUUUACAGUGUUGUUCACAUUUAGUGUUAUCUGCGUUUAUGCAGUCAACUGUUUGCAAGAUUGUGUUGAACCUGAUACAAGGGUUAUYGCUCGAUGGAAAAAUGGAAACUAUUAUAAAGGAGUCGURGAAUCGUUGACAAAUGUCAUCGGCGUCUUGUUUGAUAAUGGAAAUCGACUUACCUAUAACUUACACAAUAAUUAUGAUAUAAUUGAAGACAGAAUACCAGAUGAAAGAGAGAUCAAAUGGGGAGAUCCAGUCAUUGUAAAUCGUCCUCAUUCCUUUGCCUACAAACCUGCUCACAUAAGAGAGAUCGUUGAUGGACGGUACAUGAUUUGGUAUGAUGAUGGUUCAUACAUUUACCAAACCAAGAAUGAUAUCAGAGUUUACAAUAGAUCUGGUGUUUGCAAUGAGCCAGCAUAYCUCGGUUGCUAUCGUGAUCAAGUACCAAGGUAUCUUACUGUCUUCAUYCCGACAAAACCAGCUACUGUAGGCGCAUGCGUAGAUAUGUGCAAUGCACAGGGUUUCAGUAUCGCGGCUCUUCGAAACAGCGACUUGUGUUUCUGUGGGAAUGCCUACAACAAAGGUUACCAAACUGAUAACGAGAAAUGUGACACGCCAUGUUUUGACAACCCUUACGAGAUGUGUGGCGGAGUCAGCACGUUUUCACAAUAUUGGUCAGGAAUCGUAGGAGAUUCUCCCGCACAUUUGCCUGGUGGACUUUCGGCGCAAACAGCGCUUCACAUGGAUCCCUAUGGCUUUCGUCCUUCKUACACUACUGCAAUAACAAAACAGAACAUUCCWCGAUAUGGCAAGCUACCAUGGAAGAGCAUCUUGCAAGCUCGUAGACGAUCCAAAGCACCCGUGUCAUUGGCUAAUCAGUCACCAUGGAAAUGGGAUCAGAGGACAUCAUCAUGGGUGAGAGCUGACGGCAAGCACUUCCACUGGAAUAAAAACAAACUAAUCGAGGAUAGAAUGGGAACUAGUAGCUUCCAGACCUCCGCUGUUAAUAAGCAAUGGACUCAAAAGCUCUGGYCAUCCGCUCCUAAACCAUCCUUUGUCCCAGCUCCUGGUUUGAUUGCUGCUUCAGGUCCUGUCCAAGCUCAUGGCCCUUUGAACAAUGGAAUAUUACAACCAGUAAUUGGGAGAACAAAAGCACCCAUACCUGGUCAAGGUUUUCAGCAAUAUAAAGCAUGGCAUACACCAUCUAGACAAACUGCUGUCAAGUACAUGAAUGAAGCGUUUGCUGAGACCUUCACACCGCAACUCGUGCUAGAAAAACUUGCCGACAAAAUGGCGCAUGUCAAAUGGAGUAAGCUGAGUAACUUUCAGCAGGAGUUCAAAGCUCUUCCUCCAGCUCCUAAAAGCUUCCGUUAUCUUGGCUGCUUUGCUGAUGAUUAUCAAAGAGAUCUUCCAUUUUCGAUGCCUGUAUAUCCGCUGACCUCGAGAUCUUGCAUACUCAAGUGCCGCGCACUUCGGUUCUCGGUGGCUGGGAUCCAGGACUCCUCGCAAUGUUUCUGUGGCAACUCUUACAGCAAAUAUGGRCGAGUCAGAGAGGAGGAAUGUAAUAUGAAGUGUGCAGUCAGUCAACGGGAUACCUGUGGYGGAGUGUUGAGAAAUUCUCUUUAUUAUACAGGAGUUGGCUCUGCCUGGCCUAUAAUGAAAGCUCCUAAGAAGUCUYCUACGAUCUUCCACUCGUCAAAACYUCAUAAAACGGAUCCAUCACGUGAUAUCACUGUGAAAGUUCCUGGAAAGGUCACGUCAGUUACUUACGCCAGAGUACCUGAAAAACAUAUCAAACACGCUUCAACAGUAAAAGAAACGAAGCAAAAAGUAAAAAAGAAAACAAAAAAGAAACUCAAAGCAAGAAACAAGAUUAUKAAUUCACCAGCAAAAYCAUCCAGUGAUCUCGACGACUUUAGGGUUGAAUCMAUCAAAGUCAAGCUUAAUUUCUCUGAGUUGAAGAAAGCUUUGAAAACAAUGUCRCCUUCGAUUGUCAGACGUAUACAAGAAGAUCUUCAGAAGAUCAAUAAACUAGAAAGUCAAAAAGAACACGAUAAAAAUGCAAAUAAUACUGGUGGAGAACCCGUGAARGCAAAGAGUGCAAACGUCAGCACUUCUGAUUACAACAAACAGAUGAAAAMGAUACGAGAAAAGCUUGAUAAAGUACCAAUAAACCGUUUGACAACACAAAAUAUGAAAGAUAUCUURAAAAUUAUGAAAGUUCCUGAAUCAAGUUGGAAUGUUACGACYAAUGUUGUACAUCAUGAUGGCAAAACGCCKCAUGCAAACARYUCUUCAUYGGUAAAACACRGAGACGGAAAUGUUGCUCAUGAAGAAAUUGAAAGUUACGCUAAAAUAUCACUUGAUUUUCCUCUCAAACCAGCAAGAGAAGAUGCRGAYGAYGAGGAUAGUUUUAACAGAAAGAAACAAUUGCUAAACAUUAUUGCCAAACAUAUAUCGGCUAGUCGUAAAGACGCUGUCAAAGACUCUCCAACCAAUCAAAAAGAGGCUAGUAAAAGCACUUCAACCAAUCAAAAAGAGGCUAGUAAAAACACUUCAACUAUUCACAAAGUCACUAUCCGAAACAAUUCAACCAAUCCCAAAGAUUCCGUGAACGAUAUUCCAACAAAAGUAUCAAGAAAUGGAGUUGCAUUGUCGGAAGAAAAUGACAGGCCAAGUUCCUCUCAGAAUGCAACAGAGAUGCCUAAAGACGCGAAUAUAAUGGAUGAUAAUUCAGGUGACAAGAUUCCAGUCUCUGGCGAUGAUAAAUCUAGUUAUAUCUAUUUUGGUAAUGGUACGGUUAAAGAUGUCGAGAAACUACCAUUAAUAAGAAAAGAUGACCUCAAAAGAUUAUUAAAACAAAGAGAGGAUGCAAUGAAACGCACCAAUACUCACCAGCAAGAACCUUCAAACCAACCUUUGAUAGACAAACAAAAAUUGUAUACCAGAUCUCAUAUUCCUCAUGCAAAAAUGAAUAUCAAGCAUAUUUUUAAACAGUUUACCAAAGUAAAAGKACUUCGUGUGGUGAAAAAUGGAGUCGCUUUCACCAUCAAUAAAAAGAAGAAGCUAUCUCAAAAAGAGUAUUURAACUCUCUCAGAAAAAACUUAAAGGGGUCCAAAAAGGCUUCYAAGCAUAGUACCCCUCCUGAYCAUAGGAAACGAUUAUUGCACCAUAUCUCAGAAAGAACRAACAAAAAUAUACAAAAUGAUUUAAAAGACUCGAAGAGAGAAGUGCAAGAAGGAGAACAGGAUAAUCAAAUUGAGUUCAAAGAUGAAGGGGCGAUAAAUGAACUUAUUUCUAGAAAUUAUUAG
Messenger RNA from Exaiptasia diaphana, 4466 nucleotides. RefSeq lists its product as uncharacterized. Gene Ontology annotation, cellular component: plasma membrane. The record is from RefSeq and is a predicted model, not a curated record. The coding region runs from base 1146 to 4466 and encodes 1106 amino acids. The transcript has 17 exons. NCBI's taxonomy places the organism in Eukaryota, Metazoa, Cnidaria, Anthozoa, Actiniaria, Aiptasiidae.